Pterocles gutturalis (yellow-throated sandgrouse) is the source of this 1122-nucleotide messenger RNA. RefSeq names its product ras homolog family member G (gene RHOG). The record is from RefSeq and is a predicted model, not a curated record. The transcript has a single exon. Gene Ontology annotation, molecular function: GTP binding; protein kinase binding; GTPase activity. Lineage: Eukaryota; Metazoa; Chordata; Aves; Pterocliformes; Pteroclidae. Gene Ontology annotation, biological process: regulation of actin cytoskeleton organization; actin filament organization; small GTPase-mediated signal transduction. Gene Ontology annotation, cellular component: cytoplasmic vesicle; cell cortex; cell projection. The coding region runs from base 21 to 596 and encodes 191 amino acids.
AUUUUGUUUCUGGAUAAAGAAUGCAGACGAUAAAGUGCGUAGUUGUUGGAGAUGGCGCUGUGGGAAAAACUUGUCUUCUCAUCAGCUAUACCACCAAUGCCUUUCCAGAAGAGUACAUCCCUACGGUGUUUGACAACUACAGUGCCCAAAUGACUGUUGAUGGCCGGACAGUUAGCCUGAAUCUCUGGGACACUGCAGGCCAGGAGGAAUAUGACCGCCUGCGCACGCUCUCUUAUCCUCAAACCAAUGUAUUCGUCAUCUGUUUCUCCAUCGGUAGCCCCUCUUCCUAUGCAAAUGUGAGGCACAAAUGGCACCCUGAAGUUUCUCACCACUGUCCAAAUGUUCCCAUUCUUUUAGUGGGGACGAAGAGAGACUUGAGAAAUGACAUGGAAACAGUUAAAAAGUUGAAAGAGCAAAGCUUAGCUCCCACUACCCCCCAGCAGGGGACUUCGCUGGCUAAACAAAUUGGAGCAGUCAAAUACUUGGAGUGCUCAGCGUUGAAUCAGGAGGGUGUUCGGGAGGUGUUUGCUGAAGCUGUGCGUGCAGUUCUGUAUCCUGUGACAAAGAAAAACACAAGAAAAUGUAUCUUGUUGUAGUUACCUUGGGUGAUGGAUGUUCAAAGUUGAAUAUUGACUGAAUCUUGGAGGGCUCUUUAGUGAGUUAAAUUUAAGAUUUGCAUCUUGCACUAACAGCGCUAAGCAGAAAUGGUUUAUGCCACGAAUAUUCUUGCAGUCUUACUGCUUCAGGGAAACUGAAACAGAACAGUUUUUUUUCCAACUGAGAGGUCAAAUAUCUACUUUAUUUCUAAAGUUCCAGUCUCCAGCUUCUCCAGGGAUCACUUUGCUUCUGUCUUUAUUUAGUGGAGGAACAUAAGAGACUUCUUUGAAGCCAGGCUUCUUUACUAGAUAGCCAUCAGUUACUAGAUUUGAUGAAAAGCACAAAUGCUGAUAACUUUGCUUUAAGCCUAGCUGCUGCUUUUCCCAUCUCUUAUUUACUGAUUGAAUUUGUUCUGCAAACAGAAAUCUGUCUGUCCAUUUAUUUUAAUUUGUCAAUUUAAAGCUUGAAAACAAUUUGUUUACAUGCAAAAAUGCCUGAAAUAUUGUUGAGAUUCACCUUGUAGUG